AUGGCGUUGAGUAUCACGCAUCAGAUUGGGGCGCUUGCCGGAACGCCGGUGACUUCGGAAGCAAGUAACAUCUCAGCCGGUGAAGCGUCUUUGGCAGUGAAUACGGCGAUGUUGAGGAAGUCCUCAGCGUCGCCUCUUAGAUGUAGAGUGCAGAGGACGGAUGGAGUAGAUGCGCUGUCGCCGCCGUUGAGUCCUUGCAGAUCGCCGGUGCUUGGAGGGAUACGGCCGGAUUUGUCGGUGGCGUGUCAAGCGUUCGCGACGGAGGUAGAGGCUCCGACGGAGGUGAGGGAGUAUAAAGAAGAAGGUGAGAAGGGGAAGGAGAAAGGAGUUCCAGUGUAUGUGAUGAUGCCGUUGGACAGUGUGACGAUGGAGAAUACGGUGAAUAGGAGGAAGGCGAUGAACGCGAGUUUACAAGCGUUGAAGAGCGCCGGAGUUGAGGGGAUUAUGAUGGAUGUGUGGUGGGGAUUGGUGGAGAGAGAUUCGCCUGGUUCGUACAACUGGGGAGGCUAUACAGAGCUUCUAGAAAUGGCUAAAAAGCACGGCCUCAAAGUCCAAGCCGUCAUGUCCUUCCAUCAAUGUGGCGGAAACGUUGGUGACUCUGUCACUAUUCCUUUACCUAAAUGGGCUGUGGAAGAGAUGGACAAAGAUCCAGACCUUGCGUAUACCGAUCAAUGGGGGAGAAGGAAUUAUGAAUACAUAUCAUUGGGAUGCGACACCCUUCCUGUUCUUAAAGGCCGAACGCCUGUCCAGUGUUACGCAGACUUCAUGCGCGCUUUCAAGGACAAUUUCAAGCACCUUCUUGGUGACACCAUUGUGGAAAUCCAAGUGGGAAUGGGCCCAGCUGGUGAGCUCCGUUAUCCAUCCUACCCUGAGCAAAAUGGGACAUGGAAAUUUCCAGGAAUUGGAGCCUUCCAAUGCUUUGAUAAGUAUAUGCUGAGUAGUCUAAAAGCUGCUGCUGAAGCAUCCGGUAAACCUGAAUGGGGCAGCACAGGCCCAACAGAUGCCGGAGGCUACCACAGCUGGCCAGAAGACAACCCAUUUUUCCGGAAAGAAGGUGGUGGCUGGAACUCGACAUACGGCGAAUUCUUCCUUACCUGGUACUCCCAAAUGCUGUUAGACCACGGAGAUAGAAUCCUCACAGCAGCCACCUCAAUUUUUGAGAAAACCGGUGUCAAGAUAUCAGUGAAGAUUGCUGGAAUCCAUUGGCAUUACGGCCACCGCUCACAUGCCCCAGAGCUCACUGCAGGCUACUACAACACACGGUACCGCGAUGGAUAUCUCCCAAUUGCUCGUAUGCUAGCUCGCCAUGGUGCAAUCUUCAACUUCACUUGCAUCGAGAUGCGCGACCACGAGCAACCCCAGGAUGCCCUAUGUGCCCCGGAGAAGCUGGUCCGGCAGGUAGCUCAAGCCACCCACAAAGCACAAGUACCUCUUGCAGGGGAAAAUGCUCUGCCUAGAUACGAUGAAUUUGCCCACGAACAGAUCCUGCAGGCUUCGUCUUUCGUUGGGGAUGAGGAUUCAAAGGAAAGUGAAAUGUGUGCCUUCACAUAUCUGAGAAUGAAUCCUCACUUGUUUGAGGCAGAGAACUGGAGAAGAUUUGUGGCCUUUGUGAAGAAGAUGAAGGAAGGGAAGAACCCGGAUAAGUGUUGGGAGCAAGUGGAGAGGGAAGCCGAGCAUUUUGUUCAUGUUACUCAACCAUUAGUUCAAGAAGCUGCUGUUGCACUCAUGCAUUAGAAGAGAAGAGAAGAGAAAAAAAGAAAAAAGGAAGGUUCAUUACUAUCAAAUAUUUUAGUGUUGUUGUAUACUCCAUAGGUUCAAUAAUGGUUAUCUGUUUUUCUUUCUACUCUGCUAUGCGUUUUCUGUAGCUCUCGGGUUUUAGUUUGAUGUAGCUAUGGAAAAAAAGAUUUGGGGAUGUUUGAAAACCCUUGUCAAAUAAAAUACCUAUUUGUAUCUUGAUUUUUA
This is a messenger RNA of Cucumis sativus (cucumber), 1962 nucleotides long. Its product is annotated as beta-amylase 1, chloroplastic. The coding region runs from base 1 to 1734 and encodes 577 amino acids. Gene Ontology annotation, molecular function: beta-amylase activity. The record is from RefSeq and is a predicted model, not a curated record. Lineage: Eukaryota; Viridiplantae; Streptophyta; Magnoliopsida; Cucurbitales; Cucurbitaceae. Gene Ontology annotation, biological process: polysaccharide catabolic process. The transcript has 4 exons.